AUGGUCAAAGAAUUAGAACUUUCGACGAAUGAAAGAGAAUUGAUUAUAUCGGGAUUAAAGGAGGGUAUCCGUCUUGAUGGACGUGGUAUAGAUGAUUUUAGAUCAUUAAAGAUUACUCUUGGACCAGAAUAUGGACGCUCAGAAGUUAAGCUUGGUGCUACAAAAGUAUUGGCUAAAGUUUCAUGUGAAGUUGCCCGACCGUACCCUGAACGUCCGAACGAAGGAAUUCUAACUUUGAAUACAGAACUGUCACCAAUGGCGUUCACAGGUCUUGAGCCAGGAAGACCUUCGGAGGAAGAAGUUCUUGUGAGUAGAAUUCUUGAAAAAGCCAUAAAAAUAAACCGCGCAGUUGAUGUUGAAGGAUUAUGCAUCGUUGCUAAUGAAUUAGCGUGGUCGAUUCAUGUUGAUGUACAUUUUCUUGAUAAUGAUGGAAAUAUCAUUGACGCCGCAUGUAUCGCUGCAAUCUCAGCGCUCUCUCAUUUUCGGAGGCCUGAUGUCACAGUUAUUGGAGAAGAUGUCACAAUAGUAUUUUUCAUUAUUUCAAAUUCGAAACAUCCAGUUGAUCAAAGGAAUCCAGUUCCUUUGAGUAUCCAUCAUACGCCAAUCUGUGUUACUUUUGCAUUUUUUGAAAAUGGAGACUUAUGGGUAGUUGACCCCUCCUUGAAAGAAGAGCAAAUUCGUCGAGGUGACAUGAUAAUGGCAAUAAAUAAUCAUAAAGAAAUUUGUGUCUUAUCAAAGGCUGGUGGAAUACCUCUUGAAAUGCAUACUAUCAUACAAUGUUCCAAGCUCGCAGCUAGUAAAGUAGAUUGGGUUAGAGAAAGAAUUCAUGCAGCAUUAGUCAAUGCUGCUGAAAUGGAAAAACGGUGA
Dentiscutata heterogama is the source of this 867-nucleotide messenger RNA. Lineage: Eukaryota; Fungi; Glomeromycota; Glomeromycetes; Diversisporales; Gigasporaceae. The record is from the annotation of a GenBank genome assembly.